UCUUGGGCAGUCGCAAUGCCGAGCGAGCCGAGUAAGGAAUUGGAAGAGGUGGAUGUGGACCUGGAGGUGGACAACAAUUCGGCGGCCACCACGGCCACGCUGGAGGGACAUCAUGACGGCAAGCCCCAGGUGAGGUUCUUCAGCAUCGGCCCCAGCAGCUACCAAGUGCGCUGUCCGCUCUGCCAGCAGGACUCCAAAACGGAGACGGUGGAGAUGACCGGGGCCCUGGGCCAGCUCAGCUGUUUGCUAUCCGCCCUAUCCUGCUGCUUCCCGAUCUUCGCCCUGACCUUUGUGUACUCGUGCCUGCAGAGCCGCCUCAAGACCAAACGGGUCUUCUGCAGCAGAUGUGGGGGACAUCUGGGCUUCCACUGGCGUCCCACUUAGCCGACCGACGUUCGAAGUGCCGGUUCUCAAGAAUUAGCCAAGUGAUCUAUAAAUAAAUGCCAUCGGCCAGCUGCUGUCUAAUUUUU
Messenger RNA from Drosophila persimilis, 470 nucleotides. RefSeq lists its product as uncharacterized. The record is from RefSeq and is a predicted model, not a curated record. Bases 16 to 384 code for a protein of 122 amino acids. The transcript has 2 exons. NCBI's taxonomy places the organism in Eukaryota, Metazoa, Arthropoda, Insecta, Diptera, Drosophilidae. Gene Ontology annotation, molecular function: zinc ion binding.